AUGUAUAGAAUUGACAACUUAAAUUUGGAGAAUUUUGAGAAGAUUGUGAUCUAAUUUCCAAGUAAUUAAUUAUAGGAAGCUUAAACUGCAUGGCGAUAACUAAACCAAAAAUACCCAAAUAAGUAAUUCAUCAUUUCUUCGGAUCCCUUACAUUCAUCCUGUUGUGUGAAUGUAAUUGGAGCCCGUCAUAUCAAGCAUGAUCUGAUUAUACAUUUUGGAGAAACAUGCUUCUCAGAGGCUCACUAAGAAAAUAUUAUGUAUGUAUUACCCUAUUGUGAAUAUGAUUCAGCCGAAGUAAUAAAAUCUAUAGAAUCGAUCGAAUAAUCAUCUUGGGUAUUAUUUGAUUAAAAGUAUGAUCAUAUUUUGAUUGGUGAAAGCAAACACAUAUUUCUCUCAUUCUAAGGAAAAUUGAAUCAAUUACAAGCCAAACAUAUUGCUUGUGGUUAUCAUACAUCUGAGUUUAGAAAAUAACUCAUAUUUAUAGGAUCUGAGGACAGUGAAUUGCUAUAAAGAUUUAUUUUACAUUUCGAAUAUGGAAAGAUUGAAAAAUGUUAUCUCAUUGAUCCAGUCACAUGUUAACUUUAAAUAUUGCAAACCAACUAAAUGCCUUUAAUUAUAAAAAGAACUAAAUAAGUUGAGGAAGCAUCUGAAUGUAAAUGUUUUGGCAUUCUAAUAAAUAAUUCUACUGCUAAGUAUACUAAAAAUGCUUACAAAGCGUGCAAAUAGAUCUUAAAAAAUAAUCAAAAAAAAUACUUUACAUUUUCAAUGAACAGUCUCAAUGAAGCUAAGCUUAGUAACUUUCCUGAAAUCGAAGCCUAUAUUAUAAUAAGCUGUUACAGAAAUUCAAUUAUUGAUACAAAAAAAUAUUACAAAUUAAUAAUCACUCCCUUUUAAUUGCUUUAAGCAUUUUCAGAUGUUAAGUACUUAGUAGAAAGCGAUUUAAGUUUACUUGCAUAAGAGUAACAGCAAGAAGGGAAUCAAGUAGUUUAGAAUGAAGAGAUAAACAAAUAAGUAGAGUGUACUGCUCUGUUAGCUUAGAAUAAUGAAAAUUAAUUGAUUGCUCUAGACAAAAUAUUUUAAACCUUAGACUUCUACAAGAAUAGACAAUAUUAAGGAUUGUAAAUUAGAGAAAACCUUGAACCAGCCCAAUUAGAAAUAGGAUUAAGUGGAAUAGCAAGUUGUUAUGAAAAAGAAGGAAAUAAAUGA
This is a messenger RNA of Paramecium octaurelia, 1206 nucleotides long. NCBI's taxonomy places the organism in Eukaryota, Ciliophora, Oligohymenophorea, Peniculida, Parameciidae. The record is from the annotation of a GenBank genome assembly.